AUGGCUUGGGGAUUGUUCCUCGAGAUUAUCUAUCAUGCCGCCAUGAUUUGGCAAUCCCCGCAUCUGUGCAAGAACCUUGAGAACUUUUUUGAUCUCUUGGCUCCAGAGAGGUCUGAGCUUGGCAAUAGUGGUGGCAUUGAAGAGGUCGUUCAUGAUGAGCUUCCUUAUAAACUCCUAGUAAGGUCCGAAAGGGACCAUGGUGACAAAGUUGUCAUAGGUGAGGCAACGGGUGGCAGAGGUUCGGAACAUAGAGUUGAAGAAGGUGGCCUCGUGGGUUUGGAGGAAGAGCUUGAAGAGUUCAGGAAAAGAGGCGACCACGGUGGGCAUGGAGCCAAGAUAGAAGGAGAAGAUGGGGCCAUGGCGCUUGGAGAGAUGGAUGAGGGAGUGGUGGAUGAGAGGGUCCAAGAGGUGGAGGUUGUGAGAUGGAUCGGAGACUUGCGAGUUGAGGCAAUCGCCGGAUUAUCUGACUGGAGCAAUGGAGUGUUUUUCGCUGAUGGUAAGGUCAAUCCUAUAGAAGGUGAACUUUCUAAAUCACUGCUGGACAACAACAAAUGCUAUUUAUUGGACUGUGGUGCUGAGGUAUUUGGCUGGGUUGGCUGGGUCACACAAGUUGAAGAGCGAAAAGAACCUUGUCUUGCAGCUGAGGAUUCUCUAAUACUGGUGCUGAGGAUGGAAGAGGAAAAGUUGCAGAAGGAAGUGACCAGACUACUGGAGGUAGAUAUCAUCUACCCCAUCUUAGACAGUGAAUGGGUAAGCCCAGUACAAGUGGUGCCCAAGAAGUCUGGAGUCACUACAGUGAAGAAUGAGCAUGGAGAGCUCAUGGCAACCAGAGUUCAGAACGCCUGGAGGGUUUGCAUUGACUAUAGACGCCUAAACCAGGCCACUCGUAAGGAUCACUAUCCUCUUCCAUUCAUUGAUCAAAUGCUAGAUCACUUGUCAGGUAAAUCACAUUAUUGUUUCUUAGAUGGUUACACAGGCUAUUUUCAGAUUCAUAUAGCUCAUGAAGAUCAGGAAAAGACCACUUUUACAUGUCCUUUUGGGACUUAUGCUUAUAAGAGAAUGCCCUUUGGCUUGUGCAAUGCACCAGCUACUUUCCAAAGGUGCAUGAUGAGUCUUUUCUCUAAUCUUAUUGAGGACUGUAUGGAGGUUUUUAUGGAUGACUUUAGUGUAUAUGGUGAUUCCUUCAAUCUUUGCUUAGAUAGUUUAUCUAGAGUGUUAGAUAGAUGUGUCAGUACAAACCUUGUAUUGAAUUUUGAAAAAUGUCACUUUAUGGUUAAACAAGGGAUUGUACUAGGACAUGUUGUGUCUAAUACUGGCAUUUCUGUAGAUCCAGCAAAGGUGGAUGUUAUUUCUAGUUUACCU
Arachis ipaensis is the source of this 1362-nucleotide messenger RNA. NCBI's taxonomy places the organism in Eukaryota, Viridiplantae, Streptophyta, Magnoliopsida, Fabales, Fabaceae. The record is from RefSeq and is a predicted model, not a curated record.